Fukomys damarensis (Damara mole-rat) is the source of this 6553-nucleotide messenger RNA. RefSeq names its product ATPase family AAA domain containing 5 (gene Atad5). The record is from RefSeq and is a predicted model, not a curated record. Gene Ontology annotation, cellular component: nucleus. Bases 426 to 6089 code for a protein of 1887 amino acids. The transcript has 23 exons. Lineage: Eukaryota; Metazoa; Chordata; Mammalia; Rodentia; Bathyergidae. Gene Ontology annotation, molecular function: ATP binding; DNA clamp unloader activity; DNA binding.
AGACUCACCGUCCGCGCAGCCUCCACAAAGCAGUCGUAAGCUCCGCCCUCUGAGCUCAGGACGGCGCGAAAACCCAAUUGACAAGAACUCCCUCCGAAGCCCCGCGGUCCAGUCUGUGUUCUGUCUGCUAUCCCCGCCCAGGCCCUAGUCCGGAGCCCUCAGCCUGGAGCUCCUGCUUGGGGACCCUGUAUUCGCCGGCUACCUCCCAGGUGCCUCGCUGCCCGCGCUUUCUCACUGCCUCUUUCCGCGUUUGGCUUUUCGGUGCUGGGCCCAGCGUCCCUUCUCACUUGGCGCGGGUUAACGCGGGGGAGCCUAAGCCCUAGCCUGUGGCCUCCUGCAAGGAGCGGGCCGCCUCAAUGGCCUUCAUACUGGCUGUGCUGGACCUCUCACGGUCCUAGGAGCUGCGAUUCUGGGAAGCAGUGAGCAUGGUGGGGAUCCUGGCCAUGGCGGCUGCUCCCCCUCCCGUGAAAGACUAUGAGAUUGAGCCAUGCAAAAAACGAAGGAAAGAUGACGACAGACCUUCCUGUAAAACAAUUACAAAAUAUUUAUCACCAAUAGAGAAGACUGGAGACAGGGUUUUUUCUCCACCAAAAUCCAGUAAUAUUUUGGAUUAUUUUAGAAAGACUUCCCCCACAAAUGAGAAGGUACCAUCAGUGAAAGAGGGCAAGAUAAAGUCUUCUGCACUGUAUCCUGCUAAUAGUACCAGUGACUGUAAGAAACCUUUGGGAUGGUUCUCAAGUACAGAGAUUAAGAAGAAGGGAAAGAGGGUUAAUUUAUCUCAUCAACUAAAUAAUAUUAAAACUGAGAAUGAAUCUCCAAUUGAAAUUAAUAGUGAUGAUAGCGAAGAUGACUCUAGUUUAAAUAAUGAUGUUGUGGAAAGUAGUAUUUCUGUUUUACAUUACAAAAAACGUAUAGAGGUUCAUGCAGAAAAUAUCCAAGAUACCAAAAAACAGUCACAUAUGAUGACCUCCCAAAAAAAUUCCAAGAAAGUAAGUCCUCCAGAAGGUACUGCAGAAAAUGAUUACAGAAAGUCCAGAAAAAGGAAACAGAGGGAUAUAAUAGCCCUCACUGAAUGUUUACCCCUGGCAGAAGAACUAAAUCUGCUUAAAAAAGAUAGUAACAAGAGUAAACAGAGAAGCUCUUCCCUAACUGAUGAAUUCAAGAAUACUACAAAUGAUACAAACUUUAGUGAUCAUGUAACUGAAACAGCCCAUUUAAAUGAUGGUACAAUAACUAUUUCAUAUGAAGAGUUUUUAAAAAGUCACAAGGAAAAUAAAGUGGAACAAAUACCAGACUCUACAAUGUCAAUUUGUGUUCCUUCACAAAAUAUUGAAGAAAUAGUCAAAAGUCGUUAUAUAAAUGAAUCAGAAAGCUGUGAAAUAUCACAGGCACAUUUGAAGACAGUCACAGUUCUUGCACAAGUUCACCCCAUCCCCCCAAAAAAGGCAGGGAAAAUAGCCUCAAUUUUCUUGAAGCAAAAGCAUUUUGAGCUGGAAAGUAGCCUGUCUGAUCCUGAAAAUGAACAGACAACUCAGAAAAGAAAAUCUAAUGUUGUUAUAGAAGAGGAAGAAUUAGAAUUGGCAGUGUUGGAAGCUGGAAGUUCUGAGGCUGUGAAACCAAAAUGUACCCUAGAAGAAAGACAGCAGUUUAUGAAAGCAUUUAGGCAGCCUGCAGCAGAUGUACUUAAGAAUGCAGUAAAAAAGCCUUUGGAUAAGCAGAAAGACCACAAUGAAAAAUCUUUAAAUGAGGAAGGAAGUGAUAAUAAUUCUAGAAAAAUCAUGGGAAAUCCUGAUAUCCAAAUGGUUUCAAAUAAUGGCAGCUCACAAUCAUACACUGAUAAAGAAAGUUUUUCUAAGAAGAAAAGUAAAAAAGUGAAGAAAAGGGGUAAGAAAACAUUAGGUACGGGUACUUUUCCAGGUGAGACCAAAGAGGAAAAUACUCAAAACCAAAAAAAACCUCUUUCUUUAAAAGAUAAACAAAAUCCAAAUAGGCUUAGAAUGUGUUUAAGGCAAAAGAAUUCAAAAAUUUUCAAAAGCAGUACAUUACUUAGCAGUGAAAGUUUUUGUGAAGCAAAUGAUGAACCUUUAAAAAUUUCUUCUCUGUGUAACAAUAAACCAUUAAGAAAAACCAGCAUGUCAUUUAAAGGUGAUAAUUGUAUGCACUCUAAAGCUGAGCCUGCAGACAGAUUGGUAAGUGUUUCCACUCCCAAAUCAACCAGAAGAUCUGCGAGAUGUAGCAGCACACCUACUGCAGUGUCCUUUCAAGGUACCGAUUCUGAAGAUGUACAGGACAAUAGUCCAGUCAAGGCUUCCACUCCCAUUGUAUCAGAAAAACAUGGCCUGUACACGGCAGAAUUGAUAACAGUACCCUUCGAUUCAGAGAGCCCUAUUAGAAUGAAAUUUACCAGAAUUAGCACUCCCAAAAAAUCUAAGAAAAGAUCUAAGAAGUCUAAAGCAACUGAUGGAGACUUUACUUCUCAGACCAGAAAGGCCAACAAUACUUCAAAAAAUAUUUCAAAAGCCAAGCAACUGAUUGAGAAAGCAAAAGCCUUACACAUCAGUAGGUCAAAGGCUAAUGAAGAAAUAGCCUUACCUUUAAGGCGUUCCUCUAGGCAUCAGGCUCUUCGAGAAAGGGAGAAAUCUUCAGAAGCGGAUGACUCUGUAAUAAUAAUAGACUCAAGUCCUACUUCUUUUAAAAAUUCAGAGAAGAAUCAGAAGAAACUACAGUGUUUGAAUGAUGUGCUGGGAAAAAAACUUAAGGAGUCUCCAAAAAAAAUACCUGGAAAAAUGAAAGUUGCUCCUUUAUUUCUUGCCAAAAAGACUCAGAAAACAGCUGAUCCUAUCCUUGUUUUUGAUGAGAACAGUCAAGAUACAUCUGAAAAAUCUCAGGAUUGUGAUGUACAAUUUAAAGCAAAGCGUGAUUUUCUAAUGAGUGGUUUGCCAGAUUUGUUGAAACGACAAAUUGCAAAGAAAGCUGCUGCACUGGAUAUGUAUAACACAGUGGGUACCAGUUUCCAGGCAGUUGUUCAUAUACAGCAAAAGGAUGAUGGCUGUUUGUUAUGGCAUUUAAAACUACCCUCUUGUCCCCUUUUAACUAAAUUUAAAGAGCAGGAUACAAAAGUAACAGAUAUUUCCAAACAUGUUAUUGCUCUUGGUGAAUUCUCAACAUUGGAUUCAAAUUUGAACAGUGGUUCUGAUGUCAUGCGUAUGAGGACAAGGAAUGAUUUUGCUAAAGAAGUAAGAAACAUUUUGUUGGAGGAAAUUGGGUGGUCAAAUCCUGAAUUUUCUUUGGGAAAAUACUUUCCUUUGCUUAUAAAAAAACGAGUUGAAUACCAGGUACUUUCUGAGUAUCAUGGUAAACAAGAAAGUUCACAACUAGAGCCUGAUAUCACACAAAAAGGAACAAAAAGGAAACGAAUGAAGACAGAAAUUCUGAAGUCAAAAAGAAAGAAACUAAAUGAAUAUUCAGUAAAUCCAGAAAAGAUAUAUGAGAAGCCAGAAGAACUUGACAAAAGCAACAAUUCUUCUGGUAAAAAGCUAGAUUCUUCUAAAGGUAUAUUUUGUAAAACAUCCCAGAAGAAACAAACUGCUUUAAGUACAACGUGUAGAGUGAAAACCGAAGCAGUGGAUAAUGGUACUCUGAUAAGAGAUGAUGACAAAGAGCCUGCAGCAGAAACAUCUUCCAUUCCUGAUUCUGGAACUGAAGACAUGCUUUGGACAGAAAAGUACCAACCUCAGAAUGCCAUUGAACUCAUAGGCAAUGAGUUAGCUAUAAAAAAGUUACAUAGCUGGUUGAAAGACUGGAAAAGAAGAGCAGAACUGGAAGAAAGACAGAACUUGAAGGGAAAAAGAGAUGAGAAACAGGAAGAUUUUUCAGAUAGGAUAGACUUUCAAGGCAGCUCAGAUGAAGAGAGCCGUCUCUGCAACACUGUUCUUAUAACAGGGCCAACAGGAGUGGGUAAAACUGCCACAGUGUAUGCUUGUGCUCAGGAGCUUGGAUUCAAGAUAUUUGAGGUGAAUGCCUCCUCCCAGCGCAGUGGUAGACAAAUUCUAUCUCAACUGAAAGAAGCUACCCAGUCUCAUCAAGUAGACAAACAAGGAGUAAAUGCACAAAAGCCCUGUUUUUUUAAUAACUACAGCAUAAGCAAGUCACCAAAAAAAUUAAACUCCCCUAAGAAAGUUGUUGCAUCACCUCGGAAACUUCCUCCAUCUUCACCCAAGUGUAGCGGGCAGAAGAGAGCACUUCCCCCAAAAACUUUGGCAAAUUACUUUAAAGUAUCUUCCAAACCCCAAAAUAAUAAAGAAACAGAAGCACUUCUUGAAAAUGAUAAAGGAAUUAAAAAUUCUUUGGAACACAAGCAAAUUACUCAGAGUAAAUCUACAAAUGCAUUGAAUUCAAAUGUCAAAGAAUUCGGACCUGAGGAACCCAACAGGAAAAGUGCGACAUCUCUCAUUCUUUUUGAGGAGGUUGAUGUCAUUUUUGAUGAAGAUGCUGGAUUUUUGAAUGCAAUCAAAACAUUUAUGGCAACAACUAAACGACCUGUAAUCCUUACUACAAGUGAUCCAACAUUUAGUUUAAUGUUUGAUGGCAGCUUUGAAGAAAUCAAUUUCAGUACUCCUUCACUGCUAAAUGUUGCCAGCUACCUACAAACAAUCUGCUUAACUGAAAAUUUCAGAACUGAUGUAAGAGACUUUGUAACCUUGUUAAGUGCAAAUGCAUGUGAUAUCAGAAGAAGUAUCCUUUUCUUACAAUUUUGGAUUAGAAGUGGAGGUGGAUUUUUAGAAGAAAGGCCAUUAUCUCAUCCUGGAGCAAGUAUCCGAAAUGUACUAGUUUGCACUGAAGAUUGCCAAGAUUCUAAAAAUAACACUAAAAAUACUAAAAAGAAUCGGAAAGUCCUUCCCAAAUGUGACACUGGCUGUGCUGAGACCUUCUUUGGACUCAAGAACAUUUUUUCCCCAUCUGAAGACUUAUUUUCAUUUUUAAAGCAUAAAAUCACAACAAAAGCCGAAUGGCAUAAACUCAUCCAGCUUCUUACAGAAUUCCACAUGCAGAAUAUAGAUUUUUUAUAUAGUAAUCUUGAGUUCAUCCUACCAUUACCGGUUGAUACCAUUCCAGAAACAAAAAGCCUUCGUGGCUCAUCUGUAACUGUGGACGCCAGCGCAGUAACAAGAAGUAUGAGAUGUUCUGUCAGGAAAUGUUCCGAAGGAGAGCAGCCGAUGAAAAAGUCACAGAAAAAGAAACAUAAGAGAAAGAUGGUGAUACUAGAUGAUAGUGACUUAUUUGACACCAGCUUGGACUUUUCUGAUGAAUUUAUUAACCUAUCCCUGGUGUCUUCCUCAAAUUUAGAAGAAAACAAAGCCAGAGACAAACGAAACAAUGCAGAGACAAAGAAUCUAAACCAAUGUUCAGAGUCUGAUAUUGAAUCUGUUCCUUGUCCUCCUAGAACACCAGCAGAAAAACAAUGUUCUGUCCUUGUUUCUCAUUGUUUAAAUUCUCUCACUGAGUUCAUGGAUAACAUGUCCUUCUUAGAUGCCUUCUUAACUGAUGUAAGGGAUCAGAAGGAACUUGGUAAAAAUGACUUCUGUUGGACAAGUGGAAAGGUUAAAAGUGGCCUGUGUGAUGAGUUUAGUCUGGAGAGUGGUGAUGGAUGGACUUCUCAAGGCUCUGCGGAACUGAAGGCAGCUGUACAAGCGCUCAGCUUUACUAAGUGUUCUUCUACUAUUUCAAAAGCAUUGGAAUCCUCCUUGAAUUCUUGCAAGAAAUUAGGAAGAGAUCCAACCAACGAGCUUACAUUUUAUGUUUCACAAAAGCAUAAUAAUGUAUGCUUUAGCCAAUCAGCAGCUAAUUUGGACAAUGCUUGGAAGAGGAUAGCAGUCAUUAAAAGUGUAUUUUCUAGUCGAUCUCUACUAAAUGUGGGUAACAGACAAGCCAGUAUAACUGAGUACCUGCCAUUUCUUCGAAACAUUUGCAGGACUGAGAAGCUAAAAGAACAAGAAAAAUGUAAAAGAAGGUUCCUGCACUAUUUUGAAGGAAUUCAUCUUGACAUUCCAAAAGAGACUGUGAAUAGUUUGGCAGCUGACUUCCCUUAAUAUUGUGCAUUAAUAAUGCUGUUUACAAAUUAUGUGGUGCUUAAGAUACAUUGUUCUAUAAUAUUGAUUUUCAUGGAAGUGUUCAUUUUUCUUCAUGUACAUUUAAAACAGACUAUUUGUAUUUUUUAUUGCUGUGCAGAUAUUUAAAAUGAAAAAUUGAAUUACAAUUGUAUUUAUGAUCAUAGUAUUCCUGAAUUUUUUAUAUUAUCUAAUUUUGCUUUGUUGAUAUAUUUUCGGCAAAUCAAUGAGCUGUUGUUUCUAGAAGGUAGAGUUCACUAAGGUAUUUCUAAAAAUACAAUGCUAAUCUAAUGCUAUAUUUUCCCCUUUCCUAUUACCCUUAACCCACCCCUCUCUAAAUAUCAGUUCUCUGAAUUACAUACACAUGCAGUGCUUAAGAAAACUUCCUAGGAGCUGGGUGUGGUGGCGCACACCUGCAGUCCCAACAUUUGGGAGACUAAGGCAGG